AAACAACAAUAUUAUGAAAGUCCAGUUGGCACCAAUCAAAGCCUCAAGAACCUUAUCCCAGAUCAUAAAUCUAAUCUUCCCCCACAUCCAAAAAACUUGGCCAAUUUCCCUUCACACAUCACAAAAUUAUCGAAAGCAUAUUGCCCCUUCACAUCACCAUUCUAACAAAUAAUUGAAAUCCAAUUCCAAGCCAACAAAAGAAAGAAAAGGCUAAUUGUUGUUGAGGAGAGUAGUGAGCAAUGGCUGCUUCCACACAAUGCUUCUUGCACCAAUACCAUGCACUCUCUAGCCCUGCUAGAAGUAGAUCAUCCUCCGUUUCAACCCUCAAGCCUAACCAAUUGGUUUGCCGUGCCCAAAAGCAAGAUGAUGCCAACAACAAUGGUUCCAUCUCCCGCCGAUUGGCUCUCACUUUCCUCAUUGGUGCUGCUGCCAUUGGUUCGAAGGUUUCCCCUGCCGAUGCUGCCUAUGGAGAAGCUGCGAAUGUUUUUGGAAAACCAAAGGAGAACACUGAUUUCAUGCCAUACAACGGAGAUGGAUUCAAGCUGCAAGUGCCAUCCAAAUGGAACCCAAGCAAAGAAGUUGAGUACCCUGGUCAGGUUCUCAGAUAUGAAGACAACUUUGAUUCCACCAGCAAUCUCAUUGUUACAGUCACUCCAACUGACAAGAAGUCCAUCACUGACUACGGCUCCCCCGAAGACUUCCUCUCUAAAGUGGACUAUCUGCUAGGAAAACAAGCCUAUUUUGGUAAAACUGAUUCAGAGGGUGGAUUUGAAUCUGGUGCAGUGGCAACUGCUAACCUUUUGGAGUCAUCAAGCUCAACAGUGGGAGGAAAAGAGUACUAUUUCUUGUCAGUAUUGACAAGAACUGCAGAUGGAGAUGAAGGUGGGAAGCACCAGCUGAUCACAGCCACAGUGAAUAAUGGCAAACUUUACAUUUGCAAGGCACAAGCUGGUGAUAAAAGAUGGUUCAAGGGUGCUAGAAAGUUUGUGGAGAAUGCUGCCAGUUCUUUCAGUAUUGCUUAAGAAUGGGAAAACAAAGAAAACCAUUAUUUAAGUUUGUAUGUACUUAGUUCUCCCACUCUUCAAAACAUAUGGUGCUGAGAUGAGUUGCUUAAUUGGACGUCCUUUUUUUCUCUUCCCAA
Molecule: messenger RNA, 1141 nt
Organism: Capsicum annuum
Lineage: Eukaryota; Viridiplantae; Streptophyta; Magnoliopsida; Solanales; Solanaceae
Product: oxygen-evolving enhancer protein 2, chloroplastic
Exons: 4
Coding region: 240-1022 (260 amino acids)
Biological process (GO): photosynthesis
Cellular component (GO): photosystem II oxygen evolving complex; extrinsic component of membrane; photosystem II
Molecular function (GO): calcium ion binding
Source: RefSeq, a predicted model, not a curated record